AUGUCCAGAGCCAACACCCCGUCUCUCCCGCUGUACAAUGCUCCCUCGACAUCCAACGCCACCCUCAGCAUCCCUUCCAAUGACCCCCCACCGGAGAAAGGACACAAACGAGCGAGAUCGCGCCUCAGAGUCGCUGGUCAGCAAUCGAUAACAUCCGAACAUGCUGUCCUCUCCACAGACGAGGUCGCGGAACGACACUCGACCUCCUUGACGAAUGGCCUCCACCCUUCAGAAGCGAGCGCACGAUUGCACGUACAAGGGACGAACGAGCUGCCGCACGAGGAGCCGGAGCCGCUAUGGCUGCGCUUUGUCAAGCAGUUCAAGGAGACCCUCAUCCUCCUCUUACUGGCGAGCGCCGCGAUCAGCGCCUUCAUGGGCAACUUCUCCGACGCUAUGAGCAUUACCAUAGCUGUCUUUAUCGUGGUCACGGUGGCUUUCGUGCAGGAGUAUCGAAGUGAGAAGAGCUUGGAGGCUUUGAACCAGCUGGUCCCGCACAGCGCGCAUGUCAUACGGACGGGCGUGCAGAGUUUGAGACCUGGGGCACAGGAGAAUGGGGAGCCAAAGGCGCCGAACAGUGAGGCAGGCGCAUCUGGGAAAGCGAGCACGACCAUUUCUGCGACACAGCUGGUGACGGGCGAUCUUGUGCUGUUCCAUACUGGUGAUCGAAUACCCGCAGACAUACGGAUCACGCGUGCGGCAGAUCUCAGUAUAGAUGAGAGUAAUCUCACUGGCGAGAACGAGCCGGUGGACAAGACUUCCGAGACCUUGUCGGCUUCAAAUAGCCACGCAAAUGGCUCGAUUCAUGGUCAAAGCCCCUAUGAAUCGCGAGGCGGCCAGUUGAGGAUAAACGAACAGGUCAACAUUGCUUUCAUGGGCACAUUAGUACGCUCGGGCUAUGGUCAGGGCAUCGUGGUGGGGACGGGAGGAGAGACGGAAUUUGGCGCAAUCAGCGCUUCGCUCGCCGAGAUCGAGUCUCCUCGCACGCCGCUACAACUCUCCAUGGACCGGCUAGGCAAGGAGCUGAGCUACAUGUCCUUUGGCGUGAUCGGUCUCAUCAUGCUUGUUGGUCUAUGGCGGGGGAGGCAGUUCUUGGAGCUGUUUCAAAUUGGCGUGAGUCUGGCUGUUGCGGCUAUACCGGAGGGGCUGCCUAUCAUCGUGACUGUCACACUAGCUUUGGGUGUAUUGCGAAUGAGCAAGAGGCAUGCCAUCGUUCGACGGCUGCCCAGUGUCGAGACAUUAGGAAGUGUCAACGUGGUGUGCUCAGACAAGACGGGAACGCUGACACUCAACCACAUGACAGCGACCCAAAUGUGGUCAUUUUCAGAGAACAGCAAUACAACACCGCUGGAGGUCGCCAAAGUGAGAGCAGAUAGCCCCAAUGGAGCGACAACCCAAGCGGUGCUGAGGACGGCGAACAUUGUCAACAAUGCGCGCUUAAACACUCACAGUCAUGGACAUGUCACUGCGGCUUCCGCUGCCGUGCUGGCGAAUACAGGUGGGAGUCAAUCAGAUGACUUAGCCAGGGCGAAGAGUCGCUGGGCUGGACAGCCAACUGAUGUCGCUUUACUUGACCUCAUGGAUGCUUUCGGCGAGGUUGAUGUACGAGACCGCGUUGGUGAGCGGAAGCAUGAGAUACCAUUCUCAAGCGAGAGAAAAUGGAUGGGGGUGACGGUCGAAGGCAGCGAAGGCGACACGGCGUACAUCAAAGGCGCGCUCGAAAGAGUCAUCGGUCGCUGCGAUACAUAUCUCUCUCCUCAAGGCGGCGAAGUCGUCCUCGAUGACAAGCGCCGCUCGGAAGUCGAACAAGCCGCGCAACACAUGGCCGAAGAAGGCCUUCGUGUGCUUGCUUUCGCUUCUGGCUCCGUGCAUCCAAGUCGCCAAUCCAAGACCUCCCGCAGCGGCACCUCCACACCUCAACCGAACGCUUCGGAGUCGAAAGAAGAUCUAUACCAGUCUCUCUGCUUCGCCGGUCUAAUCGGCAUGUCUGACCCUCCACGCCCAGGCGUCGACCGCAGCAUCCGCCGUCUCAUGGCUGGUGGCGUCAAAGUCAUCAUGAUCACGGGUGACGCCGAGACGACCGCCAUCGCUAUUGCACGCAAACUCGGUAUGCCGAUCAACCUCUCCUCUGCCCUCGGCUCGCCUGUCCUUCGCGGAGACCAGCUCGACCAUAUGAGCGCCGCCGACCUCGCGCAGGCAAUGACCCGCGUCUCCAUCUUCGCCCGCACUUCACCCGAACAUAAGCUCAAAAUCAUCGCCGCCCUGCAAUCCCGCGGCGACGUCGUGGCCAUGACAGGCGAUGGCGUGAACGACGCUCCCGCUUUAAAGAAAGCAGACAUUGGUAUCUCGAUGGGCAAACUUGGGACAGACGUCGCGAAAGAAGCGGCGGAUAUGAUCCUCACGGACGACGACUUCAGCACCAUCCUCUCCGCCAUUGAGGAAGGAAAGGGCAUUUUCUACAAUAUACAAAACUUCCUCACCUUCCAACUCAGCACGAGUGCCGCGGCAUUGGGAUUGGUGAUGAUGUCCUCGCUCGGUGGAUGGCGCAAUCCGCUAAACGCUAUGCAGAUCCUCUGGAUAAACAUCCUCAUGGACGGCCCCCCCGCCCAAUCCCUCGGCGUCGAACCUGUCGACCCCGCCCUCCUCACCCACCCGCCUCGCCCCCGCAACGCCCGCGUCCUCACACCCCGCCUGCUUCGGCGAGUCGGCCAAUCCGCGAUAAUCAUCCUGUUCGGCACGCUCUUCACCUACGUCCGCAACCUCUCCCCCGCCGACCUCGUCGCCAAUUCCGUGAGCGAGAGAGACACAACCUUGACCUUCACGCAGUUUGUCUUAUUCGACAUGUUCAAUGCCCUUGCCUGCCGUUCCGCCUCAAAAUCCGUUCUGCGCGGGGAGGUGCCGCUGGUAGGCAAGGGAGGGAACAAGAUGUUCAAUUACGCCGUCGCUGGAUCGCUGCUGGGGCAAGGGAUGGUCAUCUAUUUCCCGCCUUUGCAGGGGGUGUUUAUGACCGAGGCGCUGGGGUUCGGGGAUUUGGUCGGGUUGGUGGGGAUGGCGAGUUUGGUGCUUUGGGUGGAUGAGGGGAGGAAGUGGUGGGAGGGGCGGAGGGGGAGGGGGAUGGGAGGGUAUGCUGGGGGGAGGGUGUAG
Messenger RNA from Saxophila tyrrhenica, 3141 nucleotides. RefSeq names its product High affinity Ca2+/Mn2+ P-type ATPase-like protein (gene PMR1). Bases 1 to 3141 code for a protein of 1046 amino acids. Gene Ontology annotation, molecular function: ATP binding; ATP hydrolysis activity; P-type calcium transporter activity. Lineage: Eukaryota; Fungi; Ascomycota; Dothideomycetes; Mycosphaerellales; Extremaceae. The transcript is spliced from 2 exons. The record is from RefSeq and is a predicted model, not a curated record. Gene Ontology annotation, cellular component: plasma membrane; endoplasmic reticulum; Golgi membrane. Gene Ontology annotation, biological process: intracellular calcium ion homeostasis; manganese ion transport; calcium ion transmembrane transport.